Messenger RNA from Prosopis cineraria, 1577 nucleotides. RefSeq names its product F-box protein At5g50450-like. Gene Ontology annotation, molecular function: protein binding. NCBI's taxonomy places the organism in Eukaryota, Viridiplantae, Streptophyta, Magnoliopsida, Fabales, Fabaceae. The transcript is spliced from 3 exons. The coding region runs from base 113 to 1354 and encodes 413 amino acids. The record is from RefSeq and is a predicted model, not a curated record.
AUUUUAAUAUUCAGGAAAGUUGAAGCCCAACAAACCAUCUUCACAUCUUAUUAUACUGUCUUCUUUUGCAUAACCCCCUCUUUUUUAUAAUUAAAUAAAUUAUGAACUGUGAAUGCAAACAAAUGCUUGUGAUACGACUCUUUACUUUCCCUCUUCCUAUCUUCUUUGUCAUAUAACGCCUCUCUCCCUCUCCCCCUCGCCCACACAUACUACACAUACAAACCCAAGCCCAGGCUGCUCUGUAUUCUGCGUCUGCUUUCACAGCUCUUUUUUCCUUUUGAAUGCCAAUAAUUUGCUUCGGAAUAUGAGAAGGCCGUUCCGAUAUUCCCACAAAUGCGACUACUUCGAUGCCUUGCCAGACGAUCUCGUGGUUUCCGUUCUCUCCAAGCUCAGCUCCACUGCUUCCUCUCCUUCCCAUUUCAUCAACGUUCUCCUAACAUGCAAAAGACUGAACCGACUGGCUCUCCAUCGUCUCGUAUUAGCCAGAGCGGGUCCUAGAGUAUUUACCUUGAAGGCGAGAAACUGGUCGGAAUCCACUCAUCGAUUUCUCAAACUCUGUGUUAACGCUGGGAACGUCCACGCUUGCUACACUCUUGGAAUGAUCCGUUUUUAUUGUUUGCAAAGUCGAAAGAGCGGGCUGGCUCUUAUGGCCAAGGCAGCUAUGAAGUCUCACGCGUCGGCGCUUUACUCCCUUGCCGUGAUACAGUUCAACGGCAGCGGGGGCUCGAAGCGCGAUAAGGAUCUUCGAGCCGGCGUGGCUUUAUGCGCACGAGCAUCUCUCCUCGGUCACAUCGAUGCGCUUCGUGAGUUAGGCCAUUGCCUCCAAGACGGCUAUGGCGUGCGGCAGAACAUCGACGAGGGACGGCGUUUGCUCGUUCAAGCCAACGCGCGUGAGCUUGCCUACGUUAUAAGCUCCGUCUCGCAAUCGUCUUCGUCUCCCUCCUGCUCCUCCUCUCUGCUGACGUGGCAUACUCACCGGUAUCAGAACAGCCCAUGCCCGGCGGGUUCGAUUUGUUCGCUGAGCAAUCCGGAGGUCCACCAGCCGAACUUGUUUCUGAGGGAGUGGUUCGAGUCGGGUCGUGGAGUGCGAGCGGAGGGUCUGAGACUGUGCGCGCACAUUGGAUGCGGUCGUCCGGAGACGCGACCGCACGAGUUUCGCCGGUGCUCUGUUUGCGGCAAGGUGAACUAUUGCUCUCGUGGUUGUCAAUCGCUCGACUGGAAAUUACGACACAAGAUGGAAUGCUCGCCGGUUGAACUGCGGAUUGAGGAUAACGGUGUCGUUGGUGGAGGAGGAGGAGGAGAGGCUGACGGAGAGGGUGGUGCCGACGUGGCAAAUAACGUGGCCGUCGGAUGAGGGAGAUGAAUCUCCCAGCCUAAUUACAGGGUACAGUUUUCCUUUCCCAACAGACUGGGGCAAUGCCCAGUUUUCUGGAGUUUUUGAGUUCGUUUGAGAAGUUGUCGUAAUCCUCACAGUAAAUAUUAGAAAUUUGUUAGAUAUUCUGGAGUUUAUUUUGCCCUCCCGGAUGUGUCAUAAAUACAGGUAUAUUAAUAAUUGAAAUAAAUUACAUUUCUUAGCA